Electrophorus electricus (electric eel) is the source of this 1304-nucleotide messenger RNA. RefSeq lists its product as uncharacterized. The record is from RefSeq and is a predicted model, not a curated record. Gene Ontology annotation, biological process: regulation of transcription by RNA polymerase II. Gene Ontology annotation, molecular function: DNA-binding transcription factor activity, RNA polymerase II-specific. NCBI's taxonomy places the organism in Eukaryota, Metazoa, Chordata, Actinopteri, Gymnotiformes, Gymnotidae. Gene Ontology annotation, cellular component: nucleus.
UUUAUUGCUGAUGAGACGAAGCGAGAAUGGACACCUUCGUUAACCUGUAAAGAACUCAUUAUUAUUUAAAAACAUAUUUGGUUCAUGUUUGAUGGUUCUCGCUUAACUAACAGUACAGUUUUAAAUAACGAAGUACAGUAGUUGCAGAUUUGUGGAACAACUUUUACCUUCAACACACCAGUUUUCAUGUGCAUGCGUGGAUACUUUCUCCUCACAAAUCUCCCAUGUCUCCAUUUGACAAGAAGGGAAUUGGUUGAGUGACAGCUGGGGCAGAGGUUACCUUACUCCUUUGCUGUGGUUAUCAGACUGACUCCUUUUAAGACCACACACUACAAGCCUUUGCCUUUAACAGACUUGACUUGCUGAAACUGUCAGCCUUGAGAUUCUUACUGCAUAUCAUGCCCCGGUCCUUCCUGGUGAAAAAACGGAGGAGGGUCUCUCGCUCCUCUCUCCUAUCAGCCUGCUCACCUCACCUGGGCAUAACCGACUCCGCAGCCCCACAUACUCCCCCCGUAAUUCAGAAUCAACCCGAGCAGAUCCAGAGCGUGGAACCUUCGUCUUCGCAGGUGCCCAAAACGUACGGGGAUUCUUUCAGUACCUGGCCCACAGGUUUUAUGAGUUUCACUGAAAAUCCUUCUCUGGUUUCAUGGCAACACUUUGAAUCCAACAACACACAAGGCAAACAGGGCCCAGGCCCCUUGUUACAACCGUGCAGCAGAGAGAGGCACGGUUCCCAGAGGAGCCCGGGAAGUGCUUCCUCAACUUGGCACUGUCCCAUAUGCAGCAAGGUCUUCUUCUCCCCUCCUGGUUUGGAGGCCCAUUUGCACAAGUCCCAUGCGGGUCACAGACUGCCUAUGGUCUGUUGUAAGGGAAACCAUCCUGCAACAGCUCACAGAACACGGGAGAGAACAUUUGAGUGCAAGGUGUGCGGGAAGGUUUUCAGGCGCUCCUCCACACUCUCCACACACCUGCUGAUCCACUCCGACACACGGCCAUACCCCUGCCAGUACUGCGGGAAGAGGUUCCAUCAGAAAUCCGACAUGAAGAAACACACAUUCAUUCACACUGGAGAGAAGCCACAUGUGUGCAAGGUGUGUGGAAAGGCAUUCAGCCAAAGCUCCAACCUCAUCACGCACAGUCGAAAGCAUUACAGACCCUACAGCUGAGUCAGAGGGAACACACACAUACACGAUCGCACAUCAGCAAAUGUGAUUGCAAACAUGCACACCCCCACCCAAAAAUGAAAACAAGAGCAAAUAUUUCCACACUGCAAAGUGGCUUUUGGAGAUGGUAAUAAAACUGUG